Messenger RNA from Penicillium brasilianum, 771 nucleotides. Lineage: Eukaryota; Fungi; Ascomycota; Eurotiomycetes; Eurotiales; Aspergillaceae. The record is from the annotation of a GenBank genome assembly.
AUGCAUCAACUCAAUCUCCUAGUCACUGCCCUUCUCUCCACAACAGCCCUAUCCUCUGCAGCAGCAAUCCUUCCAUCCGCAGCCUCAGCACGAAUCCUGCCAACUCAAACCACCCACAAUGACAAUUCAACUCAACUGCCCUACGGAACAGUCAUAAACCACUGUACCGUCCCAAAGACAAUCGCAAUCGCCUUCGAUGACGGACCCUACAUCUACACAGAACAAGUCCUCGAUAUCCUCGCCAAUGCCAGCAUACACGCAACGUUCUUCUUCAAUGGUGACUGGAAAGGCAAUAUCUACGAGCUAUCACACAUCGUGAGGCGUACACUUGCAGAGGGGCAUCAGAUAGGAUCUCACUCAUGGAGCCACCUGAACCUAACAACCAUCCCCUACUCCACGAUCCUCACGGAGAUGCUCACCCUCGAAUCAGCCUUCCACCACAUCCUCGGCUUCACACCCACAUAUACCCGCACACCCUGGCUGCACGUGAACGAGCUCGUGCUCUCCGCGAUGUCAGAGCUACGGUACCACGUUAUCGGUGCGAGUAUCGUGACAGAUGACAAGACCAAUGACCAUCCGAGUCGGAGUUGGCGCAGCUUUGAGUUGUUCAAGGAGGGGUUGGAGCAUCGCGGGAGUAUCGUGCUUGCGCAUGAUUCGCAAGAGAAUACGGCGAAGAGAUUGGUGGGGGGUAUGAUUGGAGAGGUUCAGAGGAGGGGGUUGAAGGGUGAGUCUGUUCUUUUUGAGACUGGUUUGGACUGUUUUUGAUGGGUU